AUGGCGGCAACAAGCAAAGGUUAUCAAGGGACUGUCUGGUUCCAGAGGGAAUUUGCAGUUUCUGCUAAAAAGAGAGGAUGUCAUCUCAUUUCAGACGAAGUGGGAGCUAAAGUUCCAGAAAUAGCAAACAUGAAAAUUGGAUUGUUGAAUCUUCAUAUAAAACAUACGUCAGCCAGUCUAUGUUUAAAUGAGAACUGGGAUCCAGAUGUCAGAGUUGAUAUGGAGAUGAUGCUAAACAAACUGGUGCCUGAUAGUACGCCAUUCAAGCAUUCCUGUGAAGGACCUGAUGACAUGCCUGCACAUGUAAAAGCUGCAUUUUUAGGAGCAUCAGUCAAUGUUCCAAUAACAGAGGGGAAGAUGAAUUUAGGCACAUGGCAGGGGAUUUGGUUGUGUGAACACCGUAAUCAUGCAGGGAAAAGAAAUUUGGUUGCUACACUUCAGGGGGCAUUGAAAUGAUACAGAGUUUUCCUCCAUUGAUUUAAAAAAAAAAAAACUAUGCGAUGAAUUAUGUAUACAAGUUUCCAACAAUUUAGGAAAAUUAUACCAUGAUAUUGCCAUGUGUUCAGAGCUGUUUUCUCCAUAAACUCACAGAAGUUUGAUGAUGUGUUCUCCAGCCAUGGUAAAGCCAACAUUGCAUACCUACAAUAGUGCCAGUACCUCUGGUGAUGUCAUAGUCUCAAUUCCUGGUUUUAUUCUCUCUAUAGUCUCAGUUCCAGGUUUUAUUCUCUCUAUAGUUAUGCUAUAUAUGAUUAUCAUAACUAUAUUUUGUGUAGAGUUAAAGCAAAGUUUAAUGGUAAAAAAAAUAUCUGCAGGCAGUUCCUCAUGUUUGUUUUAUACAUAUAACUGAAUUUAUGAAGUAAAAUAAAUUUCAGUUUAAAGAGCAGCAUUAAUUUGGCAUAUGAUGAUACUUUGUCAGAAUGUGUUCAUUGUGUAUAGGAUCUAAGCCUUGUAGAUUUUUCUUGGGGGUUUCUUUACUAUUAAAGAUGGUAUAUCAGUUUUAGCUUUGGGCACAAAUUUUAUCAUGUAAAAGUAAUUAAACUUAUUACAUUUUACAUACUGUAGCUUGUUUGUGAAUAUGUUAAUACAGAUUAAAGGUUUUAUUCUGAA
Ylistrum balloti is the source of this 1107-nucleotide messenger RNA. Its product is annotated as UPF0047 protein YjbQ-like. The record is from RefSeq and is a predicted model, not a curated record. The transcript is spliced from 7 exons. NCBI's taxonomy places the organism in Eukaryota, Metazoa, Mollusca, Bivalvia, Pectinida, Pectinidae. The coding region runs from base 1 to 456 and encodes 151 amino acids.